Molecule: messenger RNA, 369 nt
Organism: Diutina rugosa
Lineage: Eukaryota; Fungi; Ascomycota; Pichiomycetes; Serinales; Debaryomycetaceae
Product: 60S ribosomal protein eL34
Exons: 1
Coding region: 1-369 (122 amino acids)
Biological process (GO): translation; ribosome biogenesis
Cellular component (GO): ribosome; cytosolic large ribosomal subunit
Molecular function (GO): structural constituent of ribosome
Source: RefSeq, a predicted model, not a curated record
AUGGCCCAAAGAGUUACCUACAGAAGAAGAAACCCUUACAACACCAAGUCCAACAAGAUCAAGGUUGUGAAGACUCCCGGUGGUAAGCUCAUUGCCCAACACGUCAAGAAGAUCGCUUCGAGACCCAAGUGUGGUGACUGUGGCAUUGCCCUCCCCGGUGUCGCUGCCUUGAGACCCAGAGAAUACGCCAACAUCUCCAAGACCUCGAAGACCGUGCAAAGAGCUUACGGUGGUCUGUUGUGUGGCAACUGUGUCAAGACCAGAGUCAUCAGAGCCUUCCUUACCUCGGAACAAGCCAUCGUCAAGAAGGUUCUCAAGGACGCCGAAAUCAAGGAAAAGAAGGCUGCCAAGAAGACCGGCAAGAAGUAA